GUCGUCUUAUUGACAUGGAUCAAUAAGUAUGUGGCAAGAAAACGGAGAAGUUUUGUUUUGUUUUGUAUCCUGAUAGAACUUAAAUCAAGUUGUACAACAUGACAGGAGAUCCUGUAAAAAGUGUCCCGUUGCCUAGCGGACCUGCAUCACUCUGCUUCGAUAAGGAUGAAUUUAUGAAGCCGGACUUCAAUGUAGACAAGUUUGUGUUGGAAUGCAGGCGGCGGGUCCAGCUUGAGGAUUUCAGAGAUGACUUGUCUGUGUACUUGAAGAUUCUGCGGAAUGCCAUGAUUGAACUAAUCAACAAGGACUAUGCAGACUUUGUUAAUCUUUCUAGUAACCUGGUUGGAAUGGACAAGGCCAUCGGUAGUUUGACCAAACCUCUGGACCAGUUGAAAAAUGAAGUAUUGGUUGUUCGUAACACAAUGGAGGAAGCAAUAUCUGCAGUUGAGAACAAAUUAAGACAGCGUCAACAAAUAAAACAAGGAAAGGCCUGCUUACAAAGACUUUUAAACAUCAAUAAGUCAGUGGAGAAAAUUGAAAGGCUGUUGGGAAUACAAUCAGGCUCCAACCAUGAGGCUGUCCAACACUGCGGGUCAUUGAAUGGUCAGCUGAUCGAGAGAGUGGCCACAGAGUUCAACAAGCUGCAGUUCUAUGUCAGCAAGUGUAGAGGUCUACCUCUGAUCGAAAACAUUAAACCUAGGAUAGGUGUUAUAACCACGAGCCUGCAGUACAGCCUGGAGGGGUCGUUCCUGGAAGGGCUUGACAGUGGAAACACCGACAUGCUCAGACAGUGCCUCCGCACGUAUGCCCUUAUUGACAAAAUUCGGGAUGCCGAGAAUCUAUACCGUCAACAUAUCGUCAGACCUUAUAUGGAAGUGAUCAUUACAGAACAGUUUAUAAAAUCCAACCACAAUGGCUUAAAGGGAAUGUUGGAUAAGAUUCUAGAGUUUAUUCCCACACACUGUAAACUCCUCACAGAAGUCACUUCAAGAGUUUCUUCUGGAACUGGAGAGGCCAUUCGUGGGUAUGAUUUUGUUGUGAACUCAGUUUGGCCAGAGGUUGUUAGCAGCAUUGAAGCCAAAACCAGCUCUAUAUUUGCUCCUGGGAAUCCUGACAUCUUCCAAGCUAAAUACUUGAUGAGCAUGGAGUUUUUGGAGAAGUUUGAGUGUUUAUGUGGAAGUCAGGCCAGUGUGCAAAGACUGAGGGACAAUCCUAGCUAUCACACAUUCAUGAAUAAAUGGAGUCUCCCGGUUUACUUCCAGAUAAGAUUCCAGGAGAUUGCAGGGUCAUUUGAGACCUCUCUGUUUACACCAUUCAACAAAUGCCCAGCUGGAGAUGGUCAAUUUUUACUGAUAAGUACAGAAAGUCUAUGGACAAGCCUGGAGCGAUGUUGGCACCCCGAUGUAUUCUUGUCGCCCUUGUGUCACCGAUUUUUCAAGCUGAACCUUCAGAUGUUGGCACGGUAUGCUACCUGGCUGGAUGAAGCAUAUAAAGAACAGAUUGAAGACAUACCUGACACUGUUCAUGACCAGAGGGGCAGCAGGCUAGCGGUGGGAGAUGUUUCUGGAGGUAUGGGGGAGGGGCGUACCACCCCAACCACAGGGCAGGGUCGGACCACUCCCACCUCCGGACAGGGUCGUGCAACUCCAACUACACCCCAGUCACCUCCAAUCACCAUCGCCCAAGUUAUCUGCCUUACUUCAGAUGCAGAGAAGCUUUCAAAAUUGCUACCAGAAUUCCUCCAGAAGACUAUUAUUCCAAUGGUGAAAGGCUUGCCUGAGGAUGCCAUUAAAUCAUUACAAGAGUGUUUAGACAACAGCUGUGAGGCCAUCAGAAGCAGCCUUCCCCAAUUUUAUGAUUAUGUUGUAUCGGAUGUGACCAAUCAAUGCGCUGUUCAUCUAAAACAAGCCAAUGACAUUCCUCGGCUAUACCGCAGAACCAACAGAGAUGUACCAAGCAAACCAUCGGUGUAUAUUUGUUCAACAGUGAAGCAUCUGUCCAUGUUCAUAGAUGAACAUAAAGACAUUCUAGGGAACCAGCAGAAACUCACACUCUGUAGAAAGGUGUUUGCAAACCUGGCUAAACAAUAUUACACAGUCACAUCUGAGGUGUUGACAUCAGUCAAGAAAAUGGAGGACAGUUUAAAACGCCUUAAGAAAGUCCGUGGGACCGACAAGGGGUCUGGAUCCUUGGGCAUGUCUGAUGACGACAAAAUACGCCAACAAUUUAUUCUUGACAUCACUAAUCUAGGAGAUCAGCUGUCCCAGUUUGAGCUAGAUGCGAAUGCCGUAGAGGAGUACAGUACAUUACUGACCCUUGUAGAGGAAGCAAGGGCCGCUAUGACCUCUACAAACUCUACUGACACUAACUCUACACAUACUUAAAUGUGACAAGUGUGAUGGAUUAAAUUUUGUAUGCCUUUAUGCAGUUUUGGAUCAUGAAAAUAAGAGGACUGGUAUACAUGUUUGCAAGCAGCAAAUGGUUUACGUUUCUCAUUCAGUAUGAUGCAGACGGCUGACAUUUCUUAGUCAGUCUUGUGCCUAUGUUUGUCAGGUUCGGAGUCAAAAUUCAAACUCAUUACUCAAAUAGCAAGUCCAUGUUUUAUUGUAAAAAAAAAAUCCAUGAAAAUAUCAAUGGUGAAAACUUGUGGGUCUAUUCUAUUUGGACUUGAGACAUUUCAAAACCAUAGACCAUUGACUAACUAAUUCAGUAUUGGUGCGUCAUUAACAUUGAAUUUUCCAUUUACCUGCUGCUGUUUAUUUGUGCAUGUCAUGGAAUUGUAUCAAUAAUCAUGGCAUUGGGAGUGAAUUGUGGGCAAUUUUAUGGCAUAAUAAAUUAAGUUUGUGUAAGAUUAUUGUGGGAUCAUUUGUGUAUCAUUAUUUAUCAUGGAGAAUGAAAUUUGGUUAUUUAUGAAAUUAAAGAAGUGUUACUGUGAUGUUUAUGUCAUAUUAUGUGUAGAGUUUCUUCACUUUUAAAGAAUAUUUAUAAAUAAAGUUAUCAAAACCA
Mya arenaria is the source of this 3006-nucleotide messenger RNA. Its product is annotated as conserved oligomeric Golgi complex subunit 2-like. Gene Ontology annotation, biological process: protein transport; Golgi organization; intra-Golgi vesicle-mediated transport. The transcript is spliced from 18 exons. The coding region runs from base 99 to 2384 and encodes 761 amino acids. Gene Ontology annotation, cellular component: COG complex; membrane. NCBI's taxonomy places the organism in Eukaryota, Metazoa, Mollusca, Bivalvia, Myida, Myidae. The record is from RefSeq and is a predicted model, not a curated record.